Crotalus tigris (Tiger rattlesnake) is the source of this 3178-nucleotide messenger RNA. RefSeq names its product zinc finger protein 501-like. Gene Ontology annotation, biological process: regulation of transcription by RNA polymerase II. Gene Ontology annotation, cellular component: nucleus. The record is from RefSeq and is a predicted model, not a curated record. Gene Ontology annotation, molecular function: DNA-binding transcription factor activity, RNA polymerase II-specific; RNA polymerase II cis-regulatory region sequence-specific DNA binding. Bases 723 to 1988 code for a protein of 421 amino acids. Lineage: Eukaryota; Metazoa; Chordata; Lepidosauria; Squamata; Viperidae. The transcript has 3 exons.
UGAGUUGACUUCCCACAAUCCUCCUUGGCCCCAGACUUGUGUCUCCCACAGAGGUCAGCUGGACGCUUCUGGGGAACCACCUUCAAGCAGCAAGAGAUGAAGGCCACAGACCUUCUCCUCGUUGGGUGCCUUUGAUGGUGGAGCUUCCGUUGCACUAUCAAAGGCCCGUGGCGACGAUCUCCACAGCCGUGGCGACGAUCUCCACGGCCUCAGACCAUCCGUGGUGCCUUUGCUGGAAGAGAACGGACGCUUAGAGGUCUCCCCGUUUGGAGGACAUUUGAUUGACAGACCUUCGGUCUCUUGAGGAUGGAGCGGCUUCGGGUUCAUGCUUAGAAGAGGCCCCCUCCCCCCCGGGGCCUCGGGAGAUCGAGUCUGUCUUCCAAAUGCCGUGCUGGGUUUGGACGAUGGGAUUCGUAGUCCGAGCCGCUCUGAAGGGCGUGCUAGAACCUUCGGAAGGGGCUCCCGAGGUCCUCGAAUCUGAAUGUCCUGCUCAAAGCAGGAAAGCAGAUAAAAAAUAACCCCCCCCCAAAGAUGGCAGUCCAGCCUGUGCUUGAAUACCACCCGGGACCAGGAGCAUCACCUUUGGGAUAGGCCUCCUGCGCGUCACGCCGCAGAUUAUCAACCAGAUCGAACGUAAGGAGGCCGUUGUUACAGGAGAAUUGUGGCAGCCGUGUAAAUGGACACAUCUACAAGGCCAGUGGCCAGCAGGAGAUGGUCUCGCAAUGGUGGACGAAGGUGAGGGCAGAGCGGAGACCGGGUCCCCUGUGAUGCCCACGGGGAAGAGGAAGAAAGGCCGCCCCCGGACCGCCAACCCGGUACCCAAACCCGAAAACAAAGGUCCCCCACGGGUGACGCUGAAGAUGAACCCACCAAAGUGCCCCGAAUGCGGUAAAACCUUCCUCAGCAACGUGGCCAUGACUAUCCACAUCCGGACGCACACCGGAGAACGCCCGUUCAAGUGCCACCUCUGCCCCAAGGCCUUCCCCUCCCGGGGGGACCUCAAGCGGCACAUCAAGACCCACCUGCGCAGGAAGCCGUCCCCACCGCUCGUGCCCCGCAGCGGCGCCUCGAAAAAGAGCUUGGCGGCCAAGAUGCAGCUGCAGGGUCACCUGCGCUGCCUGCCUGAUCCGAAGAAACCCUACAGUUGCGCGGAGUGCGGGAAGAGCUUCCACAAGAAGGCGAGCCUCCGCAAACACCAGGGGACGCACUCGACGGAGAGGCCCUUCGCCUGCCUGGAGUGCGGGCGCAGCUUCCGGCUCAAGCAGAUCCUGGUGGCGCACAUGGCCUCGCACAUCAAGGAGCGCCCCUUCCCCUGCGAACAGUGCGGGAAGUGCUUUGCCCAGGAGCGCAACGUGCGCAGCCACCAGAGGGUGCACACUGGCGAGAAGCCCUUCCUGUGCAUGGCGUGCGGGAAGCGUUUUGGCUACAAGCAGCAUCUGGUCAAGCACCUACGCUUCCAUACCGGCGAGCGCCCAUACCGAUGCCCCGAGUGUGAGAAGACCUUCCGGGAUAAAGCCACGCUGAACAUCCACUACCGCAUGCACACCGGCGAACGGCCGUACCGGUGUCCUUUCUGCAGCAAGACCUGUCGGCAGAAGCAGCACCUAAACAGUCACCUGAAGGUCCACCGGGGGGAGACGCUGCCCCUGGGGGACACCACCGGGCUGACCCUGCAAAAGGUGCGCGCCAAGGAGAAGCCGUACGAGUGUCCGCAGUGUCAGAAGCGCUUCCGGAACAAGAAAAUCAUGUUGGUGCACCAGAAGACACACAAAGACGACGUGCCGCAAAGCGCCCCGCUGCAGAGCAAGAGGGACCCGCUUGUGGCAGAGAGAAAGGCCCACGGGGCAGGUAGGAAGAGGAAGGAUGCGGGGCUCCCUUCAGGGCUGGCGUCCGCCCAGCCGCCGGUGGCCCCCAUCGCCUGCGCCGACUGCGGGAGGCGAUUCACGCAGAGGAAGUACCUGACGCUGCAUCAGCGGAGCCACAGGUGAGGAGACGGUGCUUCCCGUCGGAAUCUCAUCGCCCACGAAGACUCUCUCGGGGUGGCGCGCGGCACGGGGACCGCCGCGGAGGAGGUGCCGGUUUGCGAGGCGCUGCCCACAAAAAUGUCUAGACACAGCGCGGCGAGAAACAUUGCUUUAUUGUAGACAGCGAUGCGCUGUUUUGACCCCCCCCCCAGGACUAAAAUAACUCCAGCUUUUACUCCUGCCCUUGUGGGACAAGGGACAGCGGGCUGUUCUCCCAGUUUUGAGAGUUGACAGUCUCUCCCGCAGGUUUCGGAUUGGUGUAUCUCUGGUGUAUCCAGCGGAGGACCAUCAAAACCAGCUCAAUAGUUGCUAGAGCACGGGUGUCAAACGUGCCACGUCACAUGACACGGCGCGAGGUGUCGCCGCUUUUUUGGGCAUUGCCGGAACUGGGAUGAGUGCGGCCUCGGCAUGGUGCAACCGGAAGUUGUGACACCCCCUUCCGAAGUGCGUCACGCUAAGCCCGAAAGACCCAUCGGUCUUUGCCCCCACUUGAUCGUUCCUCUUCCAGCUCCGUGAUUGUGAAAAACGGAGUGGCCGUCCCCGUGGUGUUCCUCCAUAAAUACAGGUAGUCCUCGACUUAACGACAGUUCAAAGUUACAACGGUGCUGGAAAAAUGGGGACUUACGCCCCCUUUUUUCACACUUACCGACCGUUGCAGCGUCCCCAGGGUUGACGGCAUUAAAAUUCAGGCCCUCGAGCAACUGGUUCCUCUUUGUGACCGUGGUUGCGAUUCCCUUUUUAUGACUUUCUGACCAGCAAAGCCAGAUUCACUUAACGACUGAGCUACCAACUUAUCCACGGCGGUGUUUCGCUGGACAACCGGGGCAAGAACGGUCGUCAAACCGGGGCAAACCUCCCUGAACCGACGUCUCACCCGAAAACAGACAUUUGGGGGCUCUCUGGUUGUCGUAAGUCGAGGACGGCCUGUAUGCAAAAGGGUCCCUUAUUCCCGCCAAUGCCCUCGGACGUCGCUUCGCCCUUCGAACACCUUGGAAGGCGUUUGGGAUGCUGGGACUUUGCUCCAUGAAAAACUGCGGCGGGUUUCGGCCGGAAGCUGGAAGUGGUGAGCGGAACGUUCCUGGGUCCAGCAGGCUGGAUUGUGACCAAAGAACCACUUUUCAAGACAGCCGCAAUAAACCAGAAAAUUAAUACGA